Messenger RNA from Fragaria vesca subsp. vesca, 2380 nucleotides. RefSeq lists its product as uncharacterized. The record is from RefSeq and is a predicted model, not a curated record. Lineage: Eukaryota; Viridiplantae; Streptophyta; Magnoliopsida; Rosales; Rosaceae. Gene Ontology annotation, biological process: regulation of transcription by RNA polymerase II; signal transduction. The transcript has 12 exons. Bases 1 to 2037 code for a protein of 678 amino acids. Gene Ontology annotation, molecular function: RNA polymerase II cis-regulatory region sequence-specific DNA binding; DNA-binding transcription factor activity, RNA polymerase II-specific.
AUGGCUACUAAAAGUGACGAAUAUCUGCCGCUUAAGGAUUUCCGAGUCGAAAUUGACGACAAACAACCAACUUUCUCCGUCUGCUUUUGGCUUUACCUCUCUUCCUCCACCACCUUCCCCGCCACACUCAUUCAGGUGCAUUCAGGUGCCGCAGGAAAUUCUCCUUUUCUUGUUAUAAGAGAAAACAAGAAAUUGAGGCUUUACUUGAUGGGACUCUUACCCAGGAAAGCUGCUGAUCAAUGUGGUUCCGCUUCGUUGUCUGAAGUUCCGCACAUUGAUGUGUGGAGUCAGUUUCCUAUGGAGAAAUGGGUUCAUGUUGGAUGGGAGGUUUCUUCUGAUUUUGUACGGCUGCAUAUUGAUGGCGAGGAUGUCGGAAACAAAGAUAUCUCUUCUUUGUUCAACAAAGAUUCCAUUUCAACUGGGUUGUCAAAAAUUUCCUUGGCUUUUUGUGGUGGAGAUGGCAACAAUAUGCAGGGUUAUGUCCAUCAUCCAAAUAUUUUGCCUUUGACCUCAUCUAUUAUGGAGUACUUUGCCAAGGACCCACCUCUACAAUUAUCUUUUGAUAAUUCCUCUGUUUCUGAGAUUGAAGAAUUGAGUAAUGGUGUUUGGAGUAUUGUUGGUGGAAAGGCAUCUUGUCGUAGGAUAUUUUCACUGGAUGUUGUACUGCUGGAUGCCUUUUCCCAUACUAUAAACAAGGAACUGGAGGUUAUUGCUUCCCUUGCGUAUUAUGACAAUGGGGCACAUGUGGACAAGACAAGUGAUGGAGAACCUCCCCUGUUGGCAAUCCAUGAUGGGAUUGAAUUUGCUUCUUGUGAUAGACCAACCAAAGUUGUGCAAGGGCGUGCAUCUUUCAAGCUCAAGAUAUCUCAGCUUUCAUCCAAGUGCGAUAAUCGGUUGUUUCGGAUAAUAUUUCAAAUACCAAAUUGGGAAAAUUAUCCUUUUCUCAAGGCAUUCACCCCUCCAAUUCGUUGUGUCUCACCGAGCCAUAAUGCUGUGGUCUCCUCUAUCAUGUUGGGAAGAUCACCAUAUGCACCGCUCAAUGUAUAUCAACCAUUGGGGUUAGAUGAUAAAGCACUAGAACUUCAGAACAUUUCUGCUCCUGAGGACAAACUGAAUCCAUCACCAAAACGAUUGAAAUUGGGUAAUCAGGUUGAAAAUGCUUUUGUGAAAAAUUUGGUGGGGAGAGCCAAUAACGUGGAAGAAGUAGAUGACUCCCGAUCCAAUUCAGAGAAUCCUGAAGCAAGAAACUCAACUCUCAAGAGUACAUCAAGUAGUAGAAUUCCAAUGUCGGAUGUGACCGUUUUCAAAUACUGCCUCGCAGGAUUAACUGAGAAAAGUCUUCUGCUCAAGGAGAUUGCAACCUCUGCUUCUAAUGAAGAACUUCAGGAUUUUGCCCAUCAGGUUUCAUUGUAUUCAGGAUGUUCACACCACAGGCACCAAAUAAUAAUGGCAAAGAAAUUGGUCGAGGAAGGAACGAAAGCUUGGAAGUUGAUCUCACAAAAUAGUGACCAGGUUCAAUGGGAGAGUGUGGUUUUAGAAAUUGAAGAGCAAUUCAUGAAGAUUGCUUGCUGUAGUUCUAGAUCUCUCACAAAGCAGGACUUUGAGCUGCUAAAGAGAAUUGCUGGUUGCAAAGAAUAUCUGGCGCAAGAGAACUUUGAAAAGAUGUGGUGUUGGUUAUAUCCUGUCGCUUUUACAUUAUCAAAAGAUGGGAUAAAUACAAUGUGGAGUUCAACAUCACCCAAGUGGAUAGAAGGAUUCAUUACUAAGGAAGAAGCUGAAUCUUCUCUUCAACCUUCAAGGGGUUUCCAGGAACCUGGUACAUUUGUACUUCGAUUUCCAACUUCAAGGAGCUGGCCUCAUCCAGAUGCUGGGAGCUUAGUUGUGACCUAUCUUGGCAGCAAAUGCACCAUUCACCACAAACUUAUUUCCCUGGAUACUAUUGCUAGUUCUGAGGAAAAGAACACAAAGCCUUUGCAAGACAUGCUUCUUGUAGAGCCCGAACUCUCUCGAUUGGGAAGGAUAACAAGAAGUCACUGAGUUCGCUGGGAUGUCUUAGUACUAUUCCGUUUUUGGGCAACAAUGUGUUCCAUGUAUUAAAACGGGUAUGUAUACAUGUAGUUCUUGCCAUCAUCAAACCAAAAUGGAAUUAAUGUCCAUUGUGUACAAGCAUGGUCACCAAGAGAGUUGAACUCGGUUAUUAGUUAGUCACACAGCUAGGAUCAGCACUUCCCUGUAAAUUUAAAGACCACAUGAAUACUCACAUCUGCUUGUCAUAUUGUUGGGUCAGAAGAAUGUCUAAAGAAUUAUGAAAGACCUGGUUAUAGAAAAUUAAAUUCAUAAAUUACAUAAAACAAUCAAAUGGGGUGGAUGAGUGGAUCAU